UCCAUUCAUGACGUUAUUUUUUUUUGGAGUAAUUAAUUAUUAUUUAUUUUUUAAAAAAAAUAAAAAUUAAAACUUUAAAUACCAUCAUGUGUUCGGUUACGAUCCUUGGUGUGUAUUCUUUUCUAAAAGAAAGGUCUUGUGUGCGGUUACGCUCUUAGGCCAAUCAUUUUUUCCCCCUUUUAUCCAAAUUAAAUAAAUAAAUUAUUUUAGCCAAAUAUAAGUUAAUAAAGCGACCGUGCUGGAACCACGGGACUCGGGGGUGCCUCAUACCUUCCGUUCGGUGAACAGAAUUCCUUACCCAAUCUCUGUUUUUCGUAGACCCAAAAAAAAAAGUUUUUUUAUUUUAAAUUAAGAACUAUCUGGUGACUUGAAACACCUAAAAAACUCAAUUUCAAGUGACGACUCUAAAAAAAAAAACAAAAAAAAAACCGUCAUAUCCUCAACAAUGAUUGUUCUCUGGUUACGCUAGAUUUUGAUAAAAGAAAGGGGGGCCAGCGAUACAAGAGCAUUUUCCAAGCAUAAAAUCACGAAGCCGGCGUAAAAAGUGGGUGAGACUCGUCAUUCUCCGCUUGCAAGUCAAGCUUUUCAAGAGAAUCUUUCGGGAUGUUCUGAUGAUCCUAAUCAGAGCCAACAAGCAGGUCGAGCUGACAUAGGCGGGAAUUUGAACCCUUUUGGACUGGAGGGCCGGGUCAGAAGGACCGAGAUUGAUCUCAGAUUGGGGUCAGAGGUGUGACAGAUAAUUUCCUCAAAUCCAGAAGCUAGUUGGUUGAUGGAAUCGUGAGAGAAGCAGAGGAAGAAACUGAGUUUGAGCAGCUGGAGUACUGGAGUUGUUCCUCGUCACUUGUUUUGUUCUCAAAAUAAGAAAAUGAGGAUAGUCGGACUGACCGGUGGGAUUGCUUCAGGGAAGAGCACUGUCUCCAACCUUUUCAAGGCUCAUGGUGUUCCCGUUGUCGAUGCUGACAUUGUAGCUCGGAACGUUUUGAAGAAAGGAACAGGUGGUUGGAAAAAGGUUGUCGCCGCAUUUGGUGAGGAUAUCUUACUGGAAAAUGGAGAAGUUGAUCGUGCAAAGCUAGGUCAAAUAGUAUUCUCUGAUCCGGGAAGACGUCAGCUUCUUAAUAGGUUGCUAGCACCAUUUAUCUCACGUGGUAUUUUAAUGGAAGUUUUGAAGCUGUGGAUAAAGGGUUGCUCCAUAAUUGUUCUUGAUGUUCCUCUUUUGUUUGAGGCCAAGAUGGACAAGUGGACUAAACCCAUUGUUGUCGUUUGGGUUGAUCCUAAGACACAGCUGCAGCGGCUCAUGAUUAGAGAUGGAUCAAUGGAGGAGGACGCCAAAAGCAGAAUAAAUGCACAGAUGUCCCUGGAUCUUAAGAGGUCACAGGCAGAUAUUGUGAUUGAUAACACCGGUUCACUGGAGGCUUUGCAUGAACAAUUCCAGAAAGUGUUAACUCAGAUUACAAGGCCCUUGACCUGGACCGAGUUUAUGCUCUCAAGAAAGGGAGCUUUUCUGGCGUUGUUCUCCAUUUUUAUCGGUGUUGCGAUUUGCAAGAGAAGUCCAUAAAGCUGAAGCCGCCUUGAUGUUCUGUUUGAGUUUGAAUUCUGAAUUACACAGCAUAGAAGAGAUGAUGGAUCAGACUCUUCGCUUUCCUAUUUCUUUACUGGUAGAGAGAGGAUGGACAGAUUUGCACUAUGCUGCUGGUUGAAGAUUCCGCAGCAAGGGCAGUUCUUCCAGUAACAGGUUUUCCAGGAUAUAAGCUACUUGAAACUGACAUGAUUUUUGAUGUUUGAUCAAGAAAAUGAAAUCAUUGCGCAUAUGAUCUUUAAACAGUAGGCCUAAGUUCCAUCCUGUACUGUUAUAUUCUCGACUGGUGAUUAAAUAUUACCAUGAAUGAGUUUUGUUCUAUGCUUGCUCCUGCCAUUUUUAUGGUUCUUGCUUUCCUUUGAUGUUACCACUGUUACGUAUUCUGGGCUUAAUGAUGUUUUUCUUGUU
Solanum pennellii is the source of this 1984-nucleotide messenger RNA. RefSeq names its product dephospho-CoA kinase. The record is from RefSeq and is a predicted model, not a curated record. The transcript is spliced from 5 exons. Gene Ontology annotation, molecular function: dephospho-CoA kinase activity; ATP binding. NCBI's taxonomy places the organism in Eukaryota, Viridiplantae, Streptophyta, Magnoliopsida, Solanales, Solanaceae. Bases 866 to 1555 code for a protein of 229 amino acids. Gene Ontology annotation, biological process: coenzyme A biosynthetic process.